Molecule: messenger RNA, 2387 nt
Organism: Pyrus x bretschneideri (Chinese white pear)
Lineage: Eukaryota; Viridiplantae; Streptophyta; Magnoliopsida; Rosales; Rosaceae
Product: probable glycosyltransferase At5g03795
Exons: 5
Coding region: 487-2094 (535 amino acids)
Molecular function (GO): glycosyltransferase activity
Source: RefSeq, a predicted model, not a curated record
AUUCAACAAUUUCACACCACUAUAAACACACUGCUUUGAGAGCUGCACGACUUGAGCGUCGGAGAAUUCUUCAUCAGCACCGAUAUAGUAAAUUUUGUGCCUCGCGGGUGCGGCAAGCAAACUGCAAGUGUUGUAAUUGUGCUGCGAAAGGUGGCAGAAUUAAUUGCUGGAAAUUAAAUAAAGUUAGGGUGUUAUCGGUGGUUGGUAAUAAAAAAAAAAGAAUAUUAUUAGCCAGCCAAAAAAGAAAAAAAAAAGGAAAAAAAAAAAAAAGUUGGGGCAGAAUCGGAAAAGAGAAAAGUUGCAUGAGAAACUCGGAAGUAGAGGGAAGAAUAUGAGGACGCUUGGCGUGAUGGCGGAACCAUCUAUUGCCAAAUGCUAAACUGUCCCUCUCUCUCUCUCUCUCUAAAACCAUCCAAAAUCUCUCUCCCUUUUCUCAGCAACGAAACAGAAAGGUAGAGCUCUCUAGCUGUCUAUCUAGCUCUCUGGAUGAUGGGGACAAGUAGUAAAAAACUGGCUGCGAUUAGUAAUUCCAGCAGCACUCAUCAGCAUGCAUGGUGGUCGUCCUCCUCGUCGAUUGCGGUUCUGUUGUUUGUGGUUCCGCUGGUUGUGGUUUUCGGGUUGAUUUCUGUGCUGGGUCCGAACACCUCCAAUUGGGUUAUUAUCUCCCCCUCUGCUUCUCCUAGUUUAAAUUUAACUGCUACUAGUCCUAGUAGUGGUGGUAGUAGUGAUUCGAAUGACGACGUUUUGGGGUUGAGAUCGACGGUGGCUGUUCUCGAUAUGCACAGCAUAGAAGAAGCUCACUCCGAUGACUCCGUACAAAAUCAAUCCUCGUCGCCUCCGAUCGCCAUUGAAGAUGAAGCAGAAGCUUUGCCAACUCUUCAACAACCCAAUGUGACAAAGGGAGACGACUCGAGGAAUGAAACUCAUGAUUCUAUCAUGGAAAAACGACAAAGAAAGAAUACAAAUUUAGGGUGGCUGGAGGCCCGCCUUAGAAGAGCUCGAGCUGCCAUAAGAGAAGCUAAAUUUGGAAAUCAAACACAUGAUGUCGAUUACAUUCCUAAUGGUCCAAUGUAUUGGAAUGCUAAUGCCUUUCACAGGAGCUAUUUGGAAAUGGAAGAAAAGUUCAAGGUCUUUGUUUAUGCAGAAGGUGAACCCCCAUUGUUUCAUAAUGGCCCUUGCAAGAGUAUAUACUCCAUGGAGGGGAACUUUAUACAUGAAAUUGAGGUGAAUAAACAAUUUCGGACUCAAGAUCCGGAGAAAGCACAUGUUUAUUUUCUACCCUUCAGCGUGACAAUGUUGGUCCGUUUUGUCUAUGUGCGCGACUCACAUGACUUCAGUCCAAUUAGACAAACAGUGAGAGAUUAUGUCAAUAUUGUCUCUGAAAAAUAUCCCUACUGGAACCGAAGCCUUGGAGCUGACCAUUUUAUGCUUGCUUGCCAUGAUUGGGGGCCUGAAACUUCAAAUUCCAAUCCCCAUCUUCGCAAAAACUCCAUUCGUGCCUUAUGCAAUGCCAAUACCUCAGAAGGGUUCAACCCAUCAAGGGAUGUGUCCUUUCCAGAAAUCAAUCUUCAAACAGGCGACACUCACGGCUUCCUUGGUGGGCCUUCUCCAAGGCUACGCUCGAACCUCGCUUUCUUUGCUGGAGGAGUUCACGGUCCUAUUAGGCCUAUUCUGCUAGAGCAUUGGGAGAACAAGGAUCCAGACAUGAGAGUCCAUCAGUACCUUCCAAAGGGUGCUUCGUACUACGACAUGAUGCGACAAAGCAGGUUCUGCCUUUGCCCAAGUGGGUAUGAAGUUGCAAGCCCAAGGGUGGUGGAGGCAAUUUACACCGGAUGCGUGCCGGUGCUCAUCUCAGACCAUUACGUGCCCCCAUUCAGCGAUAUUUUGAAUUGGAAGUCAUUCUCCGUCGAGGUUUCGGUAAGUGACAUUCCCAAUUUGAAGAAAAUACUAACGAGAAUAUCAUCAAGGCAGUACGUGAGAAUGCAGAGGAGAGUGUUACAAGUAAGGAAACAUUUUGAGGUCAAUUCUCCGCCGAAGCGAUUCGACGUUUUUCACAUGAUCCUCCAUUCUAUAUGGCUCAGAAGAUUGAAUUAGUCUCCUAACUCUGGACAAACAAUAUCCUGAGGUCACCUACAAGUCCAAGUGGUUAGAAGUCUCCCAUUAUUACACCAAGAAUGGUCAUAAGAGAAUAAUAGUGUGACUUCUUGAAAGAACGUUGCUCAAGGAGCACAACCCCAAAAGUUCCGAAGAUAUGCUUGCAUACCAAUGCCAUAUUGAUUUCCCAUCCUGAAGCAGGCCUGAUUUUGAAUUGUUUCUUUACUCUAAAUUGUAUCAACAAUAGUUGACUCCCAUGUUUUUCCUACAUCAAUAAACAAGUAAAUUUUAAU